Messenger RNA from Aspergillus aculeatus ATCC 16872, 1652 nucleotides. RefSeq names its product mitochondrial 37S ribosomal protein bS1m. The transcript has a single exon. The coding region runs from base 32 to 1441 and encodes 469 amino acids. Gene Ontology annotation, molecular function: structural constituent of ribosome. The record is from RefSeq and is a predicted model, not a curated record. Gene Ontology annotation, cellular component: mitochondrial small ribosomal subunit. NCBI's taxonomy places the organism in Eukaryota, Fungi, Ascomycota, Eurotiomycetes, Eurotiales, Aspergillaceae. Gene Ontology annotation, biological process: mitochondrial translational initiation.
CGCACAACGUCUCAACUUCGAGUCCGGCGCCAUGGUGCGAGUCAGGCUAUCCCCGACAGCAAACUUGCUGCGGAAUUCUCGCCUGUUUGCACUUCCGCAGGCUCUGACUCCGCCUCAAGAACAACCAACUUCGAGAACGGUCACUGAAUCCGAUUCCGCAACCCUUCCUCACCCUAUCCGAGCGGCCAUUGUCACACCAGCAUCUUCUCUUCUGAAGGGUGACUGGGGUUUGAAGAGACCCUUGCCGGCAAAGACAACGUCUGCUAGAUCCUCACGGCCUGUGGUUCGACUCAAUGCCCUCGACACCUUUGAACAUACUACGGAUUUCGAAUCAGCGGCGGAUCAUACGGUGACCUUGGAGAAGUUUCAAGAACUCCAUUUGCCAAUGUCCCUCCCUGAGAAAGUCAGCUACUCCACCAGCCAAGCUCCUCGGCACUCGAGUCCUUUCGAAACCCGUUUGGACAACACCGAAACAAGCGCGGGCCUCGACGACCCGGCGGCCAAAAAGUUCCGGCAUUCUGGACCAUACCUCGCCAGUCAGACAGAGGCGGAGUUCCAGGCCUACUUGAAAACUGUGCGCAGGAACAAGCCGAAGAUCAUGGAGAAGUUACGCGAGUAUUUCAUCGCAAAGCGAACCACCGAGCGAAGAAAGCAGGCACAAGACAGCGGGAUUUUUGAGGAAAUCGAUACACCCUUCGAAUUUGUGGAGGAAGAGUUUCAGGCCUAUGUCAAGUCGCUGCGUACGGAUCCAUUCUCUUUAGGUGCAGUGAUCUUUCAGAUCCUGGAUCUCCCACCACCUCCUAUGAUACCUUCCGACAUGAUUGGACAGACGUAUUUCCACCCCCCUGCCCCCAAACUGUCUUCUCCUGAGUAUGUUGCGUCCGGACCUCCGAAGACGCAUCCCUCCGCAGGACUGUCCUACACCAGGUCUCACGCCUUGCUUUACAACCAUCCCAAAUUCGGACCUCAGACUUAUCAACGUCCUGUCGAGGCACGUGUCUUGCGCCCCAAGGGCAAGUUCAAGAACAAGGGAGGAAAAGCGGUUGGCGGUGUUGCUGGUAUCGUUGUGGAAGAUCUCAACGCCAUGGCGUUUAAUGAGCAUGACGGGCCAGCUGGCAUUGAUCAAUUUGACGCCUCCAUCCCUGGUGGUGCCAAGUACUGGGUCAACCCUGUUCGGGCUUCCGUCAAUUCACACGGUCGCAUCGAUUUGGCUAGUUAUCGCGCUACUGUUACGUCUAGAGCACCUUACGGCAUCACAGAGUACCAGAAGCCGAGACCAAUCCAUGUGUCCCGUGUCAUCUCCCAAAGUGGCCAGCGGCAGGUGCCAAGGUUGGAUAGAGCUCGCCCUGUGACUGGCACAUUUGCGGCGUCGGGAGACUUGGGCUCACCAGCGGAUAAUCCGGAGGCUCUCGCACGGGAUCUCAUGAAGAGCUUUACCUAAGUAUGAGCGAGACGUAUCCGAUUUCGUGAUCUUAGUUCUUUUUAUCUCGAUGGUGCAGCUUAUUUCUGCAGCUACUGAGGAAGCUGUACGGUCUGUACGAUUAAGUGGUUUUGUUUUUUGGUCAAUGUAGAGCUACUCCUGUUUUUUUUUCUCUUUUGCUGUUGUAUAAGCACAUUGCGGUCCAUACAUAUUACAUGGUAGCAGAUUCACC